CAGUAGAUGACAAUGUCACCAUCAAAGUUGAAUCAGGGUCAAAGAAGUGAAGAUGAUACAAUGAUCGAAUUUUCGGACAAACAUGAGGGAAAGACAACGGAUUUCGUUUUAGUCUACAGGAAAAGUUUAUUGACCAACGUUAAACAAGAAAAGCUUGAAUAUUUUAUUUGGCGACUUUCACUUGCGGGGAUUAUUAUUGACGCAGAACGAUUUUCGGCAGAUGCAGACUUGGUGUUUGUGAAGCUGCAUGCAUCCAAUGACGUUGUUUUUAAUUACGCUGACGUAUGUGAUAUUGACCUUGCGUGUCGAAACGAUGAUUAUAGACCUGAUUAUGAUACUCCUAAAGGUUUUCUGGCUACGCCUUUGACCCGUCCGAAGACCGAUAAUGAAGUCUACAAAAGAGCACCCAAAUCUGUUUCAAUGGAUAGACCAACUGGUAUAACAUCCGCAGAAAAAAUACUGAUUAUGGUAGAACUGAUGAAUCGUACAAAGUUUGGACAAAGGCCGAGUGAGUAUGGUAUCUAUAAAUUGAAACAGGAAAAAGUAUUCAUUGAUGCUUUCCCAGUUCAUGAUGGCGAACACAAAUGGACGGAAACUGGACGACUGAAUGACAGGCAGCUUCUAGCCCGAUAUUGGGGCAGUACCAAAUGCUGGUACAAAUGUCAACCACAUCACACGAUAGAACGUUAUUUUGGUACAGAAUAUGCGUUCUACUUUGCUUGGUUAGGCUUCUACAUAAAAAUGCUCAUCCCAGCAGCAGCAUUGGGGCUAAUCUGUUUUACCUUUGGACUUUCGACAUGUAACUACAAAUAUUUUAACUAUCGAAGCCAUGAGAUAUGCAAUAGUGACCAAAUCAUGUGCCCGAAAUGUCACCAAGAAGGAUGUACCUUCGAACCAUUAAGAGCUUCUUGCGGUCUUUCCAAAAUGUGCUACAUAUUCGAAAAUCCGACUACGAUUGCUCUGGCCAUCGCAACUGCAUUUUGGUCUACAUGUUUCAUGGAGUAUUGGCAGAGGACUGAAACUGUGCUCGCUCUACGUUGGAACGUGAGGGACUUGGAACUUGAUCCUGGCACUAGACCACAAUAUACUGAAGCAGCCACAACACUGAGGUACUCUCCAAUAACUAGAAAGAUGGAACCAUUCGUUAGUACGAAGAAGAUGAUUGUCGGUUAUGUAGUCACAGGAUCUUCUAUCUUUCUACUGUGUACAGUGAUCCUCUUGGCGGUGAUGGCUGUGGUUGUUUACCAUGUGGCUACAACGUAUUUUAUAGUAUCUUCUGACAUCAGUGACGACUUCAAAGCAUUCAACGACACCUUUAUCGCACUAACUGGUGCUGGCAUAUCCGCAAUUUUCAUACAAGUUUUCACUUGAAAUUCAUCGCUGUAAUUUUGGUUGCUGGAACUUUUGAGAUAUAUGAAAAGAUAGCCAUACUUUUGACAAACAUGGAAAACCACAGAACCCAAUUUGAUUUUGACAAUUCGUAUAUCUACAAGUCUUUCGCACUGCAAUUUGUUAACAACUAUGCUGCAGUUUUUUAUAUAGCAUUCUUCAAGGGCAGAUUUUACGAUCAUCCGGGCCAAAUGGAACAAUGGGAGAAGGAAGGCGCCCUUCGCACCGACGUUUGCAGCGCUUCUGGUUGUAUUCCAGAUUUAAGUAUCUCAUUGAUGACGAUCAUGAUUAUCAAAAUAGCGUUUAGCCAUAUUUCGCAGUACCUGUGGCCGAUAAUUCGAAGCAAAUACAAGAUUCUGUUCAUGAGCGUUCCUGUUACCGAUAAUCUGCCUCCACAUGAGAGGGAGUAUCUUCAAACUGAAGCCGAAGAGUACUUUUUAGUGAACGAAUACAUGGAUUUGGUAAUCCAAUAUGGCUUCAUCGUGUUCUUUAUAGCUGCAUUCCCCUUAUCACCAGCUGUCGCGUUGCUUAGCAACGUGAUAGAGCUGAGAGUGGACGCUUAUAAGAUCACCACAAGGUUCAGAAGACCAAUUCCGAAAAGAGUCACUGGUAUAGGUGCGUGGUUCGGAAUAUUGCAGGCUAUGACAUACUUGGGAGUUAUUACUAAUGCACUGGUGAUAGCGAUAACAAGCGAGUUCGUCCCUAUGUCGAUAUACAAGUACUUCAACGGUGGAAGUCUUCAUGGGUUUACCAAUUCAACAUUAUCCUUGUUCAAAGUGAGCGACUUUAUCAUCAUUCCAAGAGCUAAUCCAGCCCCUGAAUUUUGCUAUUAUAGAGGAAGGAGAUACCCUCCCGGACACCCGAAGGAAUUUCAUGUGACUGAUGACUUUUGGAUGAUUGUUGCUAUACGAAUGGUUGCAGUUGUCGGUUUCGAGCACUUUGUCAUGGUGUCAAAAGGAGUAUUAGCAUACGCAAUCCCAGAUGUUCCAAAAGACAUUGCGGAAGGGCUGGCACUAUCAGAAAAGAGGAACCUAGAUCUGAGACUUAAAAUGAUGGACGAGAACUUGCAAAAAACAGCACCAAAAGGCAAAAGUGAAGUGAAAAUAAGUGUCGAAUAAAAAAUAAUUACCAUUA
Acanthoscelides obtectus is the source of this 2523-nucleotide messenger RNA. Lineage: Eukaryota; Metazoa; Arthropoda; Insecta; Coleoptera; Chrysomelidae. The record is from the annotation of a GenBank genome assembly.